UUCCCAUUCCUGCCCACUCUUGUGGCCGUCUAUAGCCAUCUGCCCGUCAGUCAGACCCGCACCCAGUCGUCCAUUCGUGUGUUCUCCGGGCCCGGACUCGCGUCCCGACUCAUGGCUAAUGUAUAUGGAAUGUUACUCGAAGAGCAUUUGCGCAAAGAUGUGGUGAUGAGAAGCAAUUUAAAAUCGCCCGAAAAGCCCAUAUUGUCGUCGUUGGACUCACGGAUUGCCGAAUAUAACCAAUGGUUUACAACUUUUUACAAGCAUUAAAACAGUUGAAAAAAUCAAUUAAUUUUAAUUUAUUUUAUAAAAUGAAUAAAUAAAUGAAAGAAAC
Messenger RNA from Medioppia subpectinata, 331 nucleotides. Lineage: Eukaryota; Metazoa; Arthropoda; Arachnida; Sarcoptiformes; Oppiidae. The record is from the annotation of a GenBank genome assembly.